AUGUCGGGUGCCGAAUUCGUGGCAGUUCUCAGCAUCGGAGCGAGCGUAAUUGCCGUCGUCGACGCAUGCAACAAACUCCGCAACCGAAUCAAAGAGUUCGAAGAUGACCAGACACUUCGCGAACUAGCCGCCCAGCUUCGGCUCUUCGCAAACGGCAUCGAGAUCCUGAGGCAGCAACAUGCCGGUGAGGACCUUGAUGCUCUCACGCAAGAUGCGCUGAUUGAGGUGCUCGACUGUUGCGGGAAGCGUAUCAAGGAGCUCGACGUCCUGAUCGUCUCAGCUUUGCCUACUCAGAAAAACACUGGAUUCAAACGCACCAGGGCGGCCAUACGCAACCUACGGGACAACAAGAGGGUCAGAGAUAUUUUGAACAGCCUGCAGCGAUGUCAACAACUGCUGGUUUUCCACAUGGCAAGCGUAUCAAAGCGGCGACAACGACACCAGGCUCAGGAUCCGCAGAGUGCCUCUGAAAGGCACGACUUCGUUGUUGGACUCCUCCGAAAUCUGCACAAAGCUGCGUACGAGGUACCUGUGGUUGUGCAUGUCACAAUAUGA
This is a messenger RNA of Lasiodiplodia theobromae, 555 nucleotides long. Its product is annotated as Ankyrin repeat protein. The transcript is spliced from 2 exons. NCBI's taxonomy places the organism in Eukaryota, Fungi, Ascomycota, Dothideomycetes, Botryosphaeriales, Botryosphaeriaceae. The record is from RefSeq and is a predicted model, not a curated record. Bases 1 to 555 code for a protein of 184 amino acids.